GCACGCGAAAAAAUGGUUAUUUAUAAAUAACCAAAAUAAUUUCGAGACACUUGGCGUGCCAAAUGACGUCAGCAAGCAAUAAAAUAAUUUUCUCAGUCCCCCCUGGAUAAGCACUCAUUUCCGCACUGUCGCGUUAUUGAAAUUAGAUCGCUUGUCGCGAAAAAUUUCAUUUUGUCUGUAAGUUUCCCGCUCGGCGUGUUUUCUAUUUGUCUUUUUUGUCAAAUAAAUAUGUCUCAAAUGCACAAUCUCCAAAGAGCAAUUACCGAGGCCGUAGGAAGAGCAGUACACGAGGCACUGCGAGAUCAACAUGAAGAGAAUAACCAAAGGUACAAAAAAGCUUUCUAUUUCUAAGACAUCAACUUCCUUCCAAUGGAAUGCUCCAGAGGUCAUAUCACUGUGUUCUCAAGGAUGUUUAUACAUCAUUUCCAAAUGGGAAAAAUGAGGAUGUUGAUGGAGCUUUAAUUGUUGAAGAUGACUCCGAACAGGAUGAUUUUGAUAACGAACUUUUAAAUAUAUCAAUGUCUACGCCUCGGGCUGCGCAAAGUGUGUCAGGGGGAUCAAUGACUAUACCUGGCGCUGCACAAAGUCAUUCAGAGGGAUCGAUGACUAUACUAGGUGCUGCACAAAGUUUUUCAGAGGGAUCAACUAGCCAUCAUAUAACUUCCACCAUUGAGAGCAAUCACUAUAGGUCAUUCUUAGGAUUGCUUGAUCCAGACCCCAUUGAAAUUAGCGAUGAUGACAACGAUGAGGUGCAGACAGCUAUUCAAAAUAGCAUGGGCUUAGCAAACGAUUCAAGCGCGCAACAAAUGGUUAGUACUGUUUUGAAUGACCACAUAGAUAAAGUGAUGGUUGGAAAAUCCUGUGACGUAGCCAUAUCUAAAAACAUUAUUAACGUUCGCCGCAAGCAUGUAUUUGAAGACGGUAUUGCCAAGCUAGGAAGAAAAAAUUGA
Xenia sp. Carnegie-2017 is the source of this 950-nucleotide messenger RNA. RefSeq lists its product as uncharacterized. Bases 375 to 950 code for a protein of 191 amino acids. The record is from RefSeq and is a predicted model, not a curated record. NCBI's taxonomy places the organism in Eukaryota, Metazoa, Cnidaria, Anthozoa, Malacalcyonacea, Xeniidae. The transcript is spliced from 5 exons.